Messenger RNA from Eubalaena glacialis (North Atlantic right whale), 6199 nucleotides. It is a transcript of the gene ITGA8, whose product is annotated as integrin subunit alpha 8. Gene Ontology annotation, molecular function: integrin binding. The transcript has 30 exons. The record is from RefSeq and is a predicted model, not a curated record. The coding region runs from base 276 to 3464 and encodes 1062 amino acids. Gene Ontology annotation, cellular component: integrin complex; external side of plasma membrane. Gene Ontology annotation, biological process: cell adhesion mediated by integrin; cell-cell adhesion; cell-matrix adhesion. NCBI's taxonomy places the organism in Eukaryota, Metazoa, Chordata, Mammalia, Artiodactyla, Balaenidae.
GGACGCGCCGCUAGGAGGCGCCCCGACUGCGCCGCGGCCCCUCCCGCUGCCAGAGGAGGGCUCGGAUCCCCUCCGCCAGCCCCCCGAGCCGCGGGACCAGGCGGCCGGCAGACCGCAGGGGACGCGCGGAGGAUCGCCCGGGGCUGUCACCGCGGACGCGCCGCGCGCACCGACCCGGGCCGCGGGCAUCGGGGACCGCCAGCCCCACGCCCGCCGUUCCCCGGCCGGGGUCUUCGGCUCCCGCCGCCCGGUGAGCACCGGCCGGGCGGAGGGCGAUGUCCGCCCGGGCCCGCCGCGGUCCCCGGGGCAACCGGGCGCCGCCCCUCGCGCCCCUCUGCUGCUUCUCGGCCGCGCUGGUGGUGCUGUGGUCGCCCGCCUCGCAGGCGUUCAACUUGGACGUGGACCAGCUCACGGUGUACGGCGGCCCCGAAGGCAGCUACUUCGGCUACGCGGUGGACUUCCACGUACCUGCCGCUCGCACAGCGAGUGUCUUGGUGGGAGCGCCCAAAGCCAACACCAGCCAGCCAGACAUCGUGGAAGGGGGAGCCGUCUACUACUGUCCUUGGCCCGCCGAGGGGUCCGUGCAGUGCAGGCAGAUACCGUUUGACACCACCAACAACAGAAAGAUCAGAGUAAAUGGAACCAAGGAGCCUAUAGAGUUUAAAUCGAAUCAGUGGUUUGGAGCAACAGUGAAAGCUCAUAAAGGAAAAGUGGUGGCCUGUGCUCCAUUAUAUCACUGGAGAACUCUUAAACCGACACCAGAAAAGGACCCAGUUGGCACUUGCUAUGUAGCAAUUCAGAAUUUCAGUGCAUAUGCUGAGUACUCUCCUUGUCGGAACAGCAACGCUGAUCCUGAAGGUCAGGGUUACUGCCAAGCAGGAUUUAGUCUGGACUUUUAUAAGAAUGGAGACCUUAUAGUUGGAGGCCCUGGCAGUUUUUAUUGGCAAGGUCAGGUGAUCACUGCCAGUAUUGCAGAUAUCAUUGCAAACUACUCAUUCAAGGAUAUCCUGAGAAAAUUGGCUGGAGAAAAGCAGACAGAAGUGGCUCCUGCUUCCUACGAUGACAGUUACCUUGGAUAUUCAGUUGCUGCUGGGGAAUUUACUGGGGACUCUCAGCAAGAAUUGGUUGCUGGGGUUCCCAGAGGAGCACAGAAUUUUGGAUGCGUUUCAAUCAUUAACUCUACAGAUAUGACCUUUAUUCAGAAUUUCACUGGUGAACAGAUGGCAUCUUACUUUGGAUAUACAAUUGCAGUAUCAGAUGUUAACAAUGAUGGAAUGGAUGACAUAUUGAUCGGGGCACCUCUCUUUAUGGAACGUGAAUUUGAGAGCAACCCCAGAGAAGUAGGGCAAGUUUACCUGUAUUUGCAAGUGAACGUGCUGGCCUUCAGAAAUCCGCAGAUCCUCGCAGGCACUGACAUUUUCGGGAGAUUCGGUAGUGCUUUGGCACAUUUAGGAGACCUGAACCAAGAUGGAUACAAUGACAUUGCCAUCGGUGCGCCCUUUGCAGGCAAGGACCAAAGAGGCAAAGUGCUCAUUUACAAUGGGAACAAGAAUGGCUUAAACGCCAAGGCUUCCCAAAUUCUGCAAGGAGUGUGGGCCUCACAGGCUGUCCCUUCUGGAUUCGGCUUUACUUUAAGAGGAGAUUCUGACAUAGACAAGAAUGAUUACCCAGAUUUAAUUGUGGGUGCAUUUGGAACAGGAAAAGUAGCUGUUUACAGAGCGAGGCCGGUUGUGACGGUGGGAGCCCAGCUUCUCCUGCACCCGGUGAUCAUCAAUCUGGAAAAUAAAACCUGCCAGAUUCCAGAAUCGAUGGCAUCUGUGGCCUGCUUUUCUUUAAGAGUGUGUGCAUCUGUGGCAGGCCAGAGCAUUUCAAACACAAUAGGCCUGACUGCCGAGGUGCAAUUAGAUUCCCUGAAACAAAAAGGAGCCAUUAAACGCACGCUCUUCCUUGAUAACCAUCAGUCACAUCUCGUCUUCCCUCUCGUGAUAAAGGGGCAGAAAUCCCUCCAAUGCCAGGAUUUUAUCGUUUACCUUCGAGAUGAAACUGAAUUCCGAGAUAAACUGUCUCCAAUCAACAUUAGUUUGAAUUACAGUUUGGAUGAAUCCACCUUUAAAGAAGGUCUGGAGGUGAAACCAAUAUUGAAUUACUACAGGGAAAACGUUGUUACCGAACAGGCUCACAUCCUGGUCGACUGUGGAGAAGAUAACAUGUGCAUUCCUGACUUGAAGCUGUCAGCUAGACCAGAUAAGCAUCAGGUCAUCAUUGGAGAUGAAAACCACCUUAUGCUCAUAAUCAACGCGAGAAAUGAAGGGGAAGGUGCCUACGAAGCCGAGCUCUUUGUGAUAAUUCCAGAAGAGGCUGAUUAUGUUGGGAUUGAACGCAGCAACAAGGCAUUGAGACCACUGAGCUGUGAGUACAAGAUGGACAAUGUCACCCGAAUGGUGGUGUGUGACCUUGGGAACCCUAUGGUGGCUGGAACAAAUUCUUCCCUGGGCCUCCGAUUUGCAGUUCCACGACUUGAGAAAACAAACAUAAGCAUUAACUUCGAUCUCCAAAUCAGAAGUUCCAACAAGGACAACCCAGACAGCAAUUUUGUGAGCCUGCAAAUCAACAUCACUGCUGUAGCUCAAGUAGAAAUAAGAGGGGUAUCCCACCCUCCGCAGAUCGUUCUGCCCAUUCGUAACUGGGAACCGGAAGAGGAGCCCCGCAAGGAGGAGGGAGUUGGACCAUUGGUGGAACAUAUUUAUGAGCUGCACAACAAUGGACCAAGCACCAUCAGUGAUGCCCUUCUGGAGGUGGGCUGGCCCUUCUCUGCCCGGGACGAAUUUCUCCUCUACAUUUUGCAUAUUCAAACUCUGGGACCUCUGCGAUGUCAGACAAAUCCUGAUAUCAACCCACAGGAUAUAAAGCCCGCUGCCCCCCCCGAAGACACCCCCGAGCUGAGCGCCUUUUUGAGGAACUCCACCAUCCCUCAUCUGGUCAGGAAGAGAGAUGUGCCUGCGCUGGAGCCUCACAGACAGAGCCCCGCAAAGAUCCUGAAUUGUACAAAUAUCGAGUGCUUACAAAUCUCCUGUGCAGUGGGACAACUAGGAGGAGGAGAAAGCGCUGUCCUGAAAGUCAGGUCACGGUUAUGGGCCAAGACAUUUCUCCAGAGGAAAAAUGAUCCCUAUUCUCUUGCAUCCCUGGUGUCCUUUGAAGUUAAGAAGAUGCCUUAUAAAGAUCAGCCAGCCAAACUCCCUGAAGGCAGCAUAGCAAUUAAAACAUCGGUUAUUUGGGCAACCCCAAAUGUUUCCUUCUCGAUCCCGUUAUGGGUAAUAAUACUAGCAAUACUUCUUGGAUUACUGGUUCUGGCCAUUUUAACCUUGGCUUUAUGGAAGUGCGGAUUCUUUGACCGAGCAAGACCCCCCCAGGAUGAUAUGAACGACAGGGAACGGCUGACCAAUGAGAAAACCCCUGAGGCGUGAAGAGGAAAACCAAAGACCAAACAAACUCCGACACUGGCCCAGUUCAAAGAAAAGAAGGAUCAGGAGGGUUCAACCGAGGUUUUCCUGUACCUGCCAGUGUCCUAAGAAAUGGAAAGGCCAUGGUAUCACCUUGUCUACACUGUGCUUUGGAGAAGUUGCCUCGGAUCCCAGUGACCCUUUUGGGGAAGGAAGCAUCCUCGACGCUGCAGAAACAAUGGACAAUCGUGGAAGAUGUCUUUGGCUUGAGUCCUUCCGUAUUUGGCAGGCACUUUGAAAUGGGUAUGGGAACGUGAGGUUGCUUUCCAGAUAAAUCCAACUGAAGUCUCAAAGACGCAAUGUCUGAAUUAGGAUAGACUUUAGAAGGUGAACUAGGACCAAACCUUCCAACACUACUGUAUCCAACGGAAUAUUUGACACCUCCCUCUGGAAAAGAAACAUUUCUAAUGACGUUACUGCUCAGGGAGACCAGCCUAUGCUGUUGGGACUGUGAAAGUACUUUGGAAACGGCAAAGAUCAUCUUUGUAAGUGAGGAUAACAAUUUAUUUAUUUAUUUUCCAUGGCUCUAGGCUGAUACUCUAGAGGAUUUUGAAAUUAAGAUUUGGUUCGCUGGUUUUCAAAAUCACUCACUAGAUUUCCUUCCGAGAUAUCCAGUUUGUGCAGAAUAUAUCAUUUAACAGAACUUAGUCAGGAUUUAGACAGCGUUAAAGAAAAGCAAAUUGGUAUACGAAGACCGUUUCACUUAACACCUUGCUGCCUUCUACCUGAAAUUACUUUUAUUCACACUUUCCAGGGACUCACAUCUGCUUAAUUUAGCUUUGCAAAAAGUUGCAUUUGUAUUUCCUUUUACAAAAAAAAAAAUCAUCUUUCCGUUGACUUAAUUAGCAAUAUACAAAUUUCCAGGGACUCUUGACCCUAGGUGGUGCUUAAAAGUAAUGGUAAAAUUUCUAGAGUCCAUUAAUAAAAAACCAAUUUAAUAAUUUGGGUAAACAUAUUAUUUUUAAUAUCUACAAGAGGCAAUGCCAACAUUUAGCUUGGUAUUUUUUUCUACUAUACCUCAAACUUAUAUUCACAGAAAAGACACGUUAAACAUAAAUAGGAGGAAACAUAAAGUUAGGCAGAUGUGAGAUGAACCUAGAAAACAGGUUCCUAGGGAUUUUAUUUAGAAUUGCCUAUUCCCACUUUACUAUUCAUUUUUACUGCUAAUCUUUAUAGUACAUGACUUUGGAAAAUAAUUUUUACUUAAGCUAUUUUCCCAUUGUCUUUAAUUUAACCAUCACAGAAACUUUAUGUUUAAAACUCUUGUAAAUAAUCCAUAAUCAUGUGUAACAGUAUCAUUUUUCAAGUAAAAUUGUCCAGCCAAAUUUAUAUAGUCUGCCCAAGUUUGUAUCCUUUUUAUGAUAAUGAAAAACUAUUAUGAAGAGAUACUGAACAAAUUUUAUAUUUAUGUGCAAUAUUUUAUAGACCUAUGUAUCAAAAGCAUGUUUACACUGGCAUUAGUAAUAUUUUAAAUUAAUAUCCUGAAUAUUAAGUAUGAUAGAACCAGCAGACCCAAAUCCUUAAGUUUAUGAAGCAGUUGGAAAAUUUAUAUCCCUAUUUCAACAAUCACACUUGAUUUGAAAGAUAAGCCAGACUCACAGACACUAAAUUUUCGGUCAUGCCUUAACCUGGAGAGGAGCCAUUUGGCUACAGCUGCGCAACUUCUUUGGAAACCAAAUGAAAGGCACACGGACGAAUACACUGAACAGUUCAUAUUCUGCCUGCUUGUGAGUUAAAUUCUGUCAUGGUACUGGUUUCAAGCUGUCAGGAACCGAAAUCUGGCUCCCAGUGUGUGUGGCUGACUGGGUGAGAACUGCACAUGUUUCAAAGAGUUGGAGGGUCCCACACCAGCCUCAGGGGGUCUUAGGUGCUACUUGUCUGGGUAGAAUUGGUCGUACAGGGAGGUGGCCAUUUCUGUAAGAUGAUUGGAGGGAUGUCUCUCCAAUCAUAUCACAGAGAUGGGUCUCUCUUCCCCCAAAUAAAGCCCCAGCUCUUCUCGUUAUGCCUGACUUCUGGCCAAGAGAGAAUAGCUCCUCAAGGUCUUUGGUCAUAAAAGAUCCCUGAGAAAACGCACCUCUUGCCUUUUAAGCUAACCUUUGAGAAGGAACUCUUAGGUCUGGGACCCUAUGAGCCAGGGCGUACAGACACCUGGAGGAGACUCGAGGUGCCAGGAGCAAGGCUGGAUCCAGAACAGAGCAGGUAUGAGGACUUCAGAGGCAAGCUCCAGGCUCACAGUCUCAGCCAAGAGUGGUCCCCGUCUAGAAGGACAGGCGCUGCCACCUGCAGGCAGUUCACAGACGGCCAUCAACGCACACUGAGGUCAGGUGCGUUCUUGAGCAUCCCCCCGCAUGGAGAAUAUUCUAACGGUGCACUGAGUGAAUCUGCUUCUCAUCAUGUAAAGCCAAUCACUUUCGUCAUUCGUAAUGUGCCGUGCUUCUCUUAGAAUCUAUCUAUAUUUUAGAUAUGCCUUUUGAAAUACUUGCAGCUAGCUUUUAAGAAUGGGGGGAAAAAUGGGCAAAUCAAGUUUUAUAAACUUGGAGAUUUUUAUACACUAAGUAAACAACAUGGACCAGUCGCCACUGAAGCCCCACUCUUUGAACUCAACUCUUGCUUUAUUUAAAUACAUGUGUAGAUAUCUGUGAAGAUUUUCAUGUACCUAUUUACCUUGUCACUAAUAAAAGUAAAAAUUAAAGACAUGA